Molecule: messenger RNA, 783 nt
Organism: Rotaria socialis
Lineage: Eukaryota; Metazoa; Rotifera; Eurotatoria; Philodinida; Philodinidae
Source: the annotation of a GenBank genome assembly
AUGAGUGAACCUAAUACAUCAAAUCCUUCAACAUACAUAUCGACGACGUCUCACGAACGAUCAUCAACUACCGUUCAUGGAAGCGGCUAUAUUAAUAUGGGUCCUUUAACUGCGCAACAUUAUGAAAUUCCAACAAAAUGUAUUCAUACGAUACAUAGAAAAAUAAUGAAUCUCACUGAAUCAUCAACCGGUGAUAAUGAAUAUGAAUUUAACGUCUUACUGCUAGGCGAUAGUGGCGUUGGUAAAACAUGUUUACUCGUACGUUUUAAUGACGAAAAAUUUCUAACUGGAAAUUUCCACAGUACGGUUGGUAUUGAUUAUAGAAGUAAAAUUGUAACAAUUGGAAAUAAUAAAAUUAAUUUACAAAUAUACGAUACAGCUGGCCAAGAACGUUUUCGAUCGAUACCGCACGCUUACUAUCGUGAUGCCAAUGCGUUACUAUUAAUUUAUGAUGUAACGUCUGUAACAUCGUUUGAAAAUAUAUCAGCUUGGUUAAAUGAAAUCAAAGAAUUUACUGAUAGUGAUUUACUUAUAAUGUUAAUUGGAAAUAAAAUUGACAAAUCUCAACGUGUUAUAUCAAGAGAAUCGGGCGAACGUUUAGCAAGAGAUUGUGAAAUUUACUUUCUUGAAACAUCUGCAAAAACAGGUCAAAACGUUGAGUUGGCUUUUAUGACAACAGCUCAAACUCUAAUUGAUAAAAAAUUACAUUCUAAGAGUAUAGAUAAUUCGUCUAAUGAUAGAAUUAAAGUUAAAGCUACGGAAUCUAAUUAUUUCUGUUGCUAA